Cylicocyclus nassatus is the source of this 993-nucleotide messenger RNA. Lineage: Eukaryota; Metazoa; Nematoda; Chromadorea; Rhabditida; Strongylidae. The record is from the annotation of a GenBank genome assembly.
AUGAUCAUUCAAAUGAUUGGUUGCCUUAUAAUCUGGAACACGCUUACUGCUGUUUCACUUGUAGCACUCUUCCUUGAUACUGGAUUAUGCGCUAAACUAAUUGCACUUACUCCACUGACUUUGACUAUCUCGUUUCAUGUAUUCAAAAAUUCGAACGUUAAAGAGUCGAAUAAAAAAACGUUUUUUGCUAAUUUCAAACUAGGUGGACAUCGAGGAUCGCCUUUAGAAGCACCAGAAAACUCUGUAGAAAGCUUUAAAAAAGCAAAAGAGGCCGGUUGCGAAGUGGUUGAGUUCGAUAUUCAUUUAUCGUCCGACGGCAUCCCAGUGCUCAUUCAUGACGACACUACUCAACGUACAUCUCGAGAAAAUGUUACUAUCGCUGAAACAACAUUUGAUGAGAUCAAGCAUAUCCCGCUUAAUGAAGUCAAGGGAAUAUCCGCCGGUAUACCAACGUUAGAAGAAACGGUGGACUGGUGUCAGCAAAACAAGAUGAGGAUGAUUUUCGAUGUAAAAUGCGCAGAGAAAAGGAUGAUAGAAGCACUAACACAUUUGAUCAAGACAAAGAACCUUUAUGACAGUGUCAUAAUAUCAAGUUUUGAUGCCAUGGUGCCGUAUCUGAUCAAAAGGAUAGACAGCAAAAUUCUCACAGGAUUUACAAGCCGUGUGGAUAAUUAUGUUUAUUAUGAUGAUGACAGAACUAUGACGUAUACUUCUACCACUGAAUAUUACUUGUACAGCAUACUGGACGAUUUAAUUGAAUUAGGAAUCAGAUUGUUUGUUCUCCCAGUGUUUCUAGGAGUAGAUAUGCUUCUCCUACACUACAAGAAUAUAAAUGGAUAUUUGGUUGACGAUUCUCUUUCCUUUGGCAUUCAUGUAGUUGCCUGGACGGUAAAUGACCAAGAAACAGCUAAUUUUUUACGUUCCAUGAAAGUCCCGAUUUUGAGUGACCAGCCUCAAAAUUUAAACGAUAACAAGCAAACAACACAAGUUUAA